AUGGGUUACUUCGUAAAUGGGUCGGAUCUGUUAGACCCAGUUAAGUUCCUAAAACAAUUAAAGCAGCAGUGUAGACCUUUAGUUGUGGACUCAGUAGUCGAUAUCGACAAAAAAGACAUUAAAAAUCCUCUUGCAGUAGUAGAAUACGUUGAUGAUUUAUAUAAGUUUUACAAACUGGCAGAGACAUCAAGUCAGAUCGGUGAUUAUAUGAGUGUGCAAACGGAGAUUGACGAGGAUGCCAGGAUGAGUGUUGUGCGUUUUUUGGUUCAGUUUCACAUUAAGUUAAAUCUUGCAACAGAAGUUCUGUUUCUGGGGAUUCAUAUUCUUGACAGAUACCUUUGCAUGGAUUUAGUCGCAAGAAAAAACUUACCACUGGCAGGGUUAACUGCGUUACUUAUAGCUAAUAAAUAUGAAGAAGAUUCAAAUCCACCAGUAGAAGAAUAUAUUAAUAUGGCGGAUGAGUUUUAUAGCAAAAAAGAUAUAUUGGAUAUGUAG
Papaver somniferum (opium poppy) is the source of this 495-nucleotide messenger RNA. RefSeq names its product G2/mitotic-specific cyclin-1-like. Bases 1 to 495 code for a protein of 164 amino acids. Gene Ontology annotation, cellular component: nucleus; cyclin-dependent protein kinase holoenzyme complex; centrosome. The record is from RefSeq and is a predicted model, not a curated record. Gene Ontology annotation, biological process: regulation of cyclin-dependent protein serine/threonine kinase activity; mitotic cell cycle phase transition. Gene Ontology annotation, molecular function: cyclin-dependent protein serine/threonine kinase regulator activity. Lineage: Eukaryota; Viridiplantae; Streptophyta; Magnoliopsida; Ranunculales; Papaveraceae. The transcript has 2 exons.